Molecule: messenger RNA, 336 nt
Organism: Protopolystoma xenopodis
Lineage: Eukaryota; Metazoa; Platyhelminthes; Monogenea; Polystomatidea; Polystomatidae
Source: the annotation of a GenBank genome assembly
AUGGCCAAAGUUGCUGCCUCCCUUGCCGGUUGUGUUGGCGCACAUUUUGAGGCAGCCCCGGGCCCCUGUCCGCCCGCCAGCCUACGGGACACUUCCGCCUCGCAAGCCCCCUCAACCUCGUGUUUUGCCCUCCGUCCGUCCGUCUGUCCGUCAGUUUCUUCGUGUCUUGUCCCUCCUCCUUUUUUACAUCUGCCCCCACGCCCACCUCCACACCCCACUUCAGCCCAUCCUCGGCCCGGUCCUCCCAGUUAUCCGGAUUCCCUGGGCCUGACGCCUUUCAGCCGGGCAAGAGGGCAAAACACGCCGGAAGCGCCAAGGGAACAUCCUCACGCAUGA